UGAAUGCCCUGGGAGGGAGCAGCAAAACCAUCUGUCAAGCUCCCCUUCCUCUCCUGUGCUACAAAUACUCCCCAGCUGAGGGUCUCUUGGUACCCACCAGCAGCUGCAGCCCUUGGCCCCACAAACCUGCGAGCGGAGUGACCCACAGGAGCAGCCUCUCCCACACCAGGAAGUGAGUGCCACGUCCCACUCCUGCUCGCCUGCCCUCACAGCCACCCGGACCCGCUGGUGUGACAGGGCAUGGCAUGGCCAGCAGCAGGGGCCUGAGGGCAGGGACAUGGGCAUCCUCCCCGUUUCGGAGUGGGCAUCCUGGAACGCAUCCUUUGGGGGUCCGGGCACUGGGAGCGGGCCCCUCUCCAGCCCCUGGUACAGCACACACAAGACUCAGCUCUUGGGAGUUUUACUUGCUGCUGCUUCAAAUUUUCUGAUUAGUGUCUCUCUGAAUAUACAGAAAUGCUCUCAUCUCCGACUGGCUUGCCAAACAGAGCCGAAGCCCUACUACACAAGCAAGCUGUGGUGGUGCGGGAUUACCCUCCUGGGGCUUGGAGAGGUGGGCAAUUUCACAGCCUACGGAUUUGCCCCCAUUGCCCUUGUCGCUCCGCUGGGAUGCGUAUCUGUCAUAGGUAGUGCAUUUAUUUCUGUCUUAUUCCUAAAGAAGACCAUGAGGGCUGCUGAUAUAUUGGGAGGAACACUGACAUUAACAGGGACAUACUUGCUGGUGGCAUUCGCUCCAGAUGUACCCCAAGAGCUCACAGCAAGACGAGUACAGACUUACUUAGUGAGCUGGCCUUUUCUGGUAUAUUCGAUCUUAGAAAUUAUAAUAUUCUGCAUUCUUCUCUAUUUUUACAAAAGAAAGGCUGUGAAGCACAUCGUGGUUUUGUUAAUGAUGGUAGCACUACUGGCCUCACUGACUGUCAUUGCUGUAAAGGCUGUGGCCAGCAUGAUAACACUCUCUGCAAAGGGAAAAAUGCAGCUAACGUAUCCUGUUUUCUAUAUCAUGAUUGUUUUAAUGGCAACUUCUUGUGCUUUCCAAGUCAAGUUCUUGAAUCAAGCAAUGAGUCUGUAUGAAGCGACAGCAGUUGUGCCCAUUAAUUUUGUGUUCUUCACCACCAGUGCCAUCAUUUCAGGGCUCAUAUUUUAUCGGGAAUUCCAAAGUGCAGCUUUGCUGAACGUGUUCAUGUUUCUGUUCGGGUGUCUCUUGUCUUUCCUUGGUGUAUUUGUAAUUGCAAGAAAUAAAAGAGAGGAGCAUUUACAAAUUCCUUUUAUUGACUGUGGACUUAUUCCUGGAAAAAAAAUGACAGGCAAAAUACAACCAGAUUCUCGCAGUUCAUGCUAUGGCACUUUGAAUAAUGAAGACAACUCAGUGAAAAGUCAAAGCUGAAAGAAAAAAGCACCUUACAUGUCAAUUAACAGGAGGAACACCACUGGAAUGAGGAUCAGCAGCACCUUUUUGUUGGACGUAUUCAAGCAUAUGUUGAACUCCUGUAUGUUGAUGAGUCAUAGUAUUAUUUAAUCCUACUUAAUUUAUCCCAUGUCUGUCCCAAAUGUGUUCUGAAGAUAAAGGAAGCCUUAAGAAAAACUAAAUAACCAUUAAUGAAAUGGAGCAUCCCGGUAGUAUCAACGCCGCUUGGUGAUAUUUUUAGAGUCUUAAUUGCCUUGAAAUGCAAAUAGGCACAGAACAGGAUUAUGAAAAUUCUCCUUUGAAGCCCCCCGGAUCUGUGUAGAUGCUUAAAGACAAAACUGGAAAAUGAGGAGGAUUUUCAUAAAUUACUUCAAAGUAUUCUGCUAUAUGUAUAAUACCUUUAAAAAUUGUAUCCUUCCUGCUCAAGAAUCAAAAAUGCGGGCUUAUAUACAGUAUACACAAGUAUAUACACACAAAGUAUUUUAUAUUAUGUGUAGAGGGAAAAUCUUAUUUUCUGCCAUCAGACUAAUUAUCUUACCUUCCAAGGAAAUAAGUACUUGUAUGAGGAGGGGGAAAGAAGAGAGCAGUUGCCACAGCCAUAGGCACGUGCACACACACACACACACAUGUUUGUGGUACCCAGCAAAGGCAGGGCGAGGGAGCCAGGCUUGACAUUUUACAUCCUCCCAGGAGACUCCUCUGCACUGGCCUGGAAUAUACUACCUGUUAGUAUAGCGUAGCCUGAGGUUUAGCCUCUUCUGGUUUUGGGAAAACAAGGUUGUAGUUAAGAAAGUGCGAAAUUCUCCAGAGGGACUGGGGUAGCCAGGCUCUCUCCCUCAAUGCGUCUUGGAAAAAUACUCCUAAAAAAGAAAAGUAGGACAACUGCUUCCUUCUUAAACUGCUGGUGAUCCAGGAUAAGGAACGGCUGUAAGGAACAGGGUCACAAAGAGUCAUGGUAACAGAACAAUUUUUCCUUCAUUAAACGGUAGUGUCUCCAUGCUGAUUUGAAGAGCCAGCAGUGAUGGGAACCAUGGCAAUACAGGCUCUGCAGUCAGGUCUGGGAGGUCUCUGUGUCCCUCAGUCCCUGCCUCCCAGCAAGAAAGCUUCUUCUGGGAGUUCAUCAUGGAUCUCUUUACCCCUGCCUGGUAGCACUGAUCUGUCUCAGAUGGCACAGCGAGGGUCAGGCACCUCCUCUGCAGAAAGAAGUGAAAGUGCUCUUGAAAAGCAUUUGUGUCUUGGACAAGAUACUUCUUUUAGGUUUGCAUUAAUCUGCAGUAAUGGUUAAGGGCCAUAGGCUGUAUGGAUUUUGCUUCAGUGGCAUAUGAGGAAAUGAGAUCUCCUUUUUUUCCCGGAAUAAUUUUUUAUUUCAUUUCAAAGUAGGUACAGUUGAAGGUACGUAACACAAUUUCAUUUCAAACCCUACAAAGGGCACAAAUUGCUGCAGUUUUUUCUAUGCAGCAAUAUCCUGGGAGCCAGGGCACAGGGUGGGGGGGUGUGAAGUUGUUUUCCAACCUGGACCUUUUCCAGCUGGCACAGGACGAGGCUCUGUGUCUGCACCUUACUUGUACCAGCUGCCUGCCUGUGGCCUUCCUUUCCCCUCUUACAGCUUGAGUUCAAGUUUCUAAAGCUUAAAAUAACAGAAAAAAAAAGCGCACAUUCUUUUUGUAUGCUUUCUCCAGGGAAUAAGGGCAUGCCUCUAUCUUUCUUUUGCAAGUCAAAUUUAAGCCACUUUCUAAGUCUCAACUGAGAAUGUGUGCUAAAGAUGCAAAUAGGAGGCCCACAGUUUUUCGUUCUGUCACCUCAGAAACAAAUGGGUGAAAGGAUUUGGUUUUAUUUCUUUUUUAAAUGAUUGGCCUUGGGCAUCUUUCCGAAAUCUGUUUCCAUGAUUCAGGAGGCUGGGUGAGAUAAAAUGGGUUACCUGGUAUAGGAUUUUCUCUUUAAAGCAGGAACCUCUAACCUCUUUAAGGUCCCUUCCAACCCAAACCAUUCUAUGAUUCCAUAAAUCAAACUUAAUAGUCUGUGGCAGGUUCUUAUUUAUUUUAAACUACUGUCUUUCUUCUUGAACAACACUUCUUUUCUUCCCGUGGGUUUAUAAAAAAAUUAGAAGGGUUAAAAUGUUUUCUGUAAACUUGAAUGUAAUUGAAAUUAAUUUAUGGAGCAAAAUACUGGUGGGAAUUAAGUGCAAUUAAAAUUUGUGAUUUGACAUGAUUUUUGAGAUGUGAGCAUGUUCCAACUAAUUAAUGUAUUACAAGAUUGGAAAAACUCAGAGAUGAGAAUUCAUUACUACUCUGCCAAGAAAGGGACAGGAUUUGUUUCAAGAAUCAGUUUCUAAUCAAUGUCAUUUUCAGAUUCUGCUUGUGAUAUUUAGGUUGCAAACACCACAGACAAAUGCCUGCUAAAAGAAAAGCCUUCCACUGGAAUACAAAAUGUCUCUGGAGCUCUUCUCUUUAAUAAUGAGUUAUUUUCUUGCGAUGUUUUUUCCUGACAUCAAAACCGUGGGCCAGACACAAAGCUGCAAAACUUGCACCUGCAGACUGAACUUUCUUGAACAGAUCCUCCACGGGACGUGAGGACAUCAAACCACGGGAAGGCGGGGUGGGCAGGCGGCGGCUCACGUGGUCCCCCAAGCUCCAGCUUGGGAUUUUGGACAGACCAGAACCAGCAGGACUCGUUUAGUGCUUGUUCCACUGCUGGUCACGCUGCGGUGAGAGAUGAAGUAUUAACUGGCCAUGGGCCUGGAAAUGGGAGCUCUGGAGCAGAGCGAAGCUGUUUCAUUUUUGCCAUAAAAUAUCAGGAUGCAUUUACCAAACGUUUUCAGCUGGCAAAAAAAAAAAAAAAAAUUAAAAAAAUUUUGGACUGGA
Calidris pugnax (ruff) is the source of this 4263-nucleotide messenger RNA. RefSeq names its product NIPA-like domain containing 2 (gene NIPAL2). The transcript has 11 exons. Gene Ontology annotation, molecular function: magnesium ion transmembrane transporter activity. Gene Ontology annotation, cellular component: membrane. The coding region runs from base 278 to 1381 and encodes 367 amino acids. Lineage: Eukaryota; Metazoa; Chordata; Aves; Charadriiformes; Scolopacidae. Gene Ontology annotation, biological process: magnesium ion transport. The record is from RefSeq and is a predicted model, not a curated record.